Messenger RNA from Calidris pugnax (ruff), 2456 nucleotides. It is a transcript of the gene ATL2, whose product is annotated as atlastin GTPase 2. The transcript has 14 exons. Gene Ontology annotation, biological process: endoplasmic reticulum organization; protein homooligomerization. Gene Ontology annotation, molecular function: GTP binding; GTPase activity. NCBI's taxonomy places the organism in Eukaryota, Metazoa, Chordata, Aves, Charadriiformes, Scolopacidae. Bases 16 to 1818 code for a protein of 600 amino acids. The record is from RefSeq and is a predicted model, not a curated record.
UACAGCCUGAAGCAGAUGAGGAAAGACGUGGGUAAGCGCAGCGCUGCCAGCAGAGACUUCUCCGGCUCGCCCCAGGACACUGAGCCCGUCAGGAUGGGAGACUGCUCUGUUCCCCAGCCCAGGAGUGGUGUUCAGCAUGCUUCAGGUAAGCAUUAUGAGGAAGAAGAGGAGGAGGAUGCCCUACCUGACUCGGAUGCCCUGCCAGACUCAGAUGACGAGGUGGAUUUGGAUAAGCCGCGCCCCAUACAGAUUGUUCUUGCUCAUGAAGAUGACCAUAACUUUGAAUUAGACGAAGAAGCAUUGGAAAAAAUCUUGCUUCAGGAACACAUCAAAGAUCUUAACAUAGUAGUUGUGUCUGUAGCAGGAGCUUUCCGCAAAGGAAAAUCUUUUCUGCUGGACUUCAUGCUUAGAUACAUGUAUAACAGGACCUCUCCAUGCUGGAUAGGUGGAAACACUGAGCCAUUGACAGGUUUUACAUGGAGAGGUGGAUGUGAACGGGAGACCACUGGCAUUCAGAUUUGGAGUGAAGUGUUUGUAAUUGAUAAACCCAAUGGAACGAAGGUUGCUGUACUACUCAUGGAUACCCAAGGUGCCUUUGAUAGCCAAUCCACUAUCAAAGACUGUGCAACGGUUUUUGCUCUGAGCACCAUGACGAGUUCUGUCCAGGUAUACAACUUAUCUCAGAAUAUUCAGGAAGAUGACCUUCAACAUUUGCAGUUGUUUACAGAAUAUGGAAGACUAGCUAUGGAAGAAAUUUACCAAAAGCCGUUUCAGACACUAAUGUUCUUAAUUAGAGAUUGGAGUUAUCCUUAUGAACACGCAUAUGGCUUGGAAGGAGGAAAAAAGUUCCUAGAGAAAAGAUUACAGGUAAAGCAAAAUCAACACGAAGAGCUACAGAAUGUAAGGAAGCAUAUUCACUCCUGUUUCAGUAAUCUUGGCUGUUUCCUGUUGCCCCACCCUGGUCUUAAAGUUGCAACAAAUCCAAAUUUUGAUGGGAGGUUGAAUGAUAUAGAUGAGGAUUUUAAGAAAGAACUGCGGAAUUUGGUGCCACUACUGCUUGCCCCUGAAAACUUGGUAGAAAAAGAGAUUAGUGGAUCCAAGGUGACCUGUAGAGAUCUUGUAGAAUACUUCAAGGCUUAUAUUAAAAUCUAUCAAGGAGAGGAGCUACCUCAUCCGAAGUCUAUGCUGCAGGCAACAGCUGAGGCAAACAAUCUUGCUGCUGUGGCAGGAGCUAAAGACUUGUACAGUAAAGGCAUGGAGCAGGUUUGUGGGGGAGAUAAGCCUUACAUCGCCCCAUCGGACCUGGAGCGGAAGCACCAGGAUUUCAGAGAGUCAGCUGUCAGGCAGUUCCGCUCGGUGAAGAAGAUGGGAGGGGAGGAGUUCUGUCGGCGCUACCAGGAGCAACUUGAAGUGGAAAUCGAUGAGAUCUAUGCAAACUUUGUGAAGCACAACGAUGGCAAAAACAUCUUUUAUGCUGCUCGUACCCCUGCCACUCUAUUUGCAGUCAUGUUUGCCAUGUAUAUAACCUCAGGACUGACUGGGUUCCUUGGUAUGAACUCCAUAGCUACCUUGUGUAAUCUUGUGCUGGGGAUGGCUCUUAUAUCGUUUUGUACUUGGGCCUACGUUAAGUACUCUGGGGAGUUCAGAGAAGUUGGAACAGCCAUUGAUCAGAUCGCCGAAGCUAUAUGGGAACAGAGGAAUCCCAGGAAGGUGUUUUCCAAACUCUUUGAAGUCCUUAGACGCCGAACGAUUCGCCGUGCUCUUACAUCAGUGCCACGACAGCGACUUUCAUCCAACAAUAACAAGAAGAAAAACUAGCCAGUAUUUUUAACUUUCUUUCUGUAUCUGAAGUGUUCACACUUACACAUAUAGGACAAUAAGCUGGACCGUCUGGGCCGGUCUGCAUAAAUGCUGUAACCAUACCAGACUGAUGCUGCAUAUAGGGUAUGGAAUUGCACAUCCAUCUUCUAAGAACUGUACAGUGGUUUGAGUUCAGUGAAAUACUGCUGUGUAGGAGGGAUAUCACUUGUGUCCAUAGCAUGUGACUGAUUUAACCUCAUUACUGUAGCAGCGAAACUCAUUUCUCUUUCAGUUCAUGCCAGUUUGUGUCAGACUUCAGCAUUCUGAGUUUUCUCAUUAUUUCGAGUCUCAUCUCUUUGUAUGUUUUUAUAUUUUAUUUUCCUUGGUUACCUCAUUUUUUUGUUUCUUUUGCACGUUUCUCAUUCCACAGGUGUUGAAGCCCAUGAGUGAUAAUUUGAUGGAGGAUCAUAUGAGGCAGUCUGUAAAAAACUCUAUCAAAGCAGGCCUGACCGAGCAGGUGUCUCACCAUGCCAGACUAAAGACAGACUGACAGUUCAUCUCCUCUUCGGCUCUGCCCUCUCAUCCUAGACAUGCUUGCUGUACCAUGAGAACUCAAUAAUAAAAAUAAAUAAAAAUAAACCAAAGUUUACAAUCAA